GAAGACGAGGACAGUUUUAGCGAGUCUAAAAGUGAUGCAGAUUUUGAAGCUGCUUUAGAGGAAGCCCAGAAUGCUACACCACCAUCAAAGAGUGAAUCAAAAAAGAAAAGUAAAACAAAGAAAAGUAAGAAAAAGAAAAAAACAAAAACAACGGCUAGUUUUCCAAGUUCUGAUGCAGAAAACGAUGGCUAUGAGACUGACCAUCAAGAUUAUUGUGAGGUUUGCCAGCAAGGGGGAGAGAUCAUUCUCUGUGACACCUGUCCUCGGGCUUAUCACCUGGUGUGUUUGGACCCUGAGCUGGAAGAGGCCCCAGAAGGGAAAUGGAGUUGUCCCCACUGUGAGGGAGAAGACAUUCAAGAGCAAGACAACGAUGAACACAUGGAAUUCUGCCGGGUAUGCAAAGAUGGUGGAGAACUCUUGUGUUGUGAUAGUUGCCCGUCAGCAUACCACACCUUUUGCCUGAAUCCCCCUUUGAAGAACAUUCCUGAUGGAGAGUGGCAUUGUCCUCGCUGUUCCGUGGAACCAUUAAAAGGAAAAGUGAGUAAAAUCUUGACUUGGCGAUGGGCUGAGUCUCCCAAGUCUGAAGGUGAAGAACCUAAAAAAGAGGAAGCAGAUAAAGAUGACAUUCCUGCAGCUCAGCCAUCCACAAGCAAAAAAAUUCAACCUAAACCAAUGCGAGAAUUUUUUGUCAAGUGGUCAGAUAUGUCCUACUGGCAUUGUUCCUGGGUGUCCGAACUACAGUUGGAGGUUUACCAUCCAUUCGUAUAUCGUAUGUAUUGUCGAAAAAAUGACAUGGAUGAACCGCCACCUUUGGAUGACGGGAGUAGCAUUGAUAAUUACAAGAAGAGGGAGACUCCGCGUGAUGAUCCACACAAUCUAGAAGAAAGAUUUUACCGCUAUGGGAUCCAGCCAGAAUGGCUACAGGUUCACAGAGUUAUUAACCAUAAAACUCUCAAAGAUGGUCGUACCAAGUACCUUGUUAAAUGGAGGGAUCUACCUUAUGAUCAAUCAUCAUGGGAAUUUGGUGACAAUACUGGGGAAUUUGAAAUUCCAGAUUUGCAACAAGCAAUCGAUGUCUACUGGGAACUCAGAAAUGCUGCAGAUUUAGGCUUAACUAAGAAACCCAGUAAAGGAAAAGGCAAGAACAAGAAAUCUAAAGAUCACAUACAUGACGAGAAAGAAGACUCAAGACUAUCCGAGAAACCUAGAGAAAAGCCAACAAUAGAUCCACGGAAAAAAUAUGAAAAGCAACCAGUUUAUAUUGACGUUACUGGAUGUGAGCUCCAUCCGUACCAGCUAGAAGGUGUAAACUGGCUGAGAUUCUCUUGGGCUAAUAAAACGGAUAUUAUACUGGCUGAUGAGAUGGGCUUAGGAAAAACUAUCCAGACUAUUGUGUUUUUAUAUUCCUUGUUUAAAGAGGGUCAUUGCCGAGGUCCAUUUCUCGUCGGUGCUCCGCUUUCAACUAUAAUCAACUGGGAGAGAGAGUUUGAAAUGUGGGCCCCAGACAUGUAUGUUGUGACCUAUAUUGGUGACAAAGACAGUCGAGCAGUGAUUCGAGAACACGAGUUGUCUUUUGAAGAAGGAGCAAUUAGAGGUGGACCAAAGGCUUCAAGACUUCGGAAAGAUUUCCCUGUAAAAUUCAAUGUUCUGCUUACGUCGUAUGAACUUAUCAGUAUUGAUGCUGCUACAUUAGGCUCUGUAGACUGGCAAGUUUUGGUUGUGGACGAAGCUCAUCGUUUGAAGAAUAAUCAGUCAAAAUUUUUUCGAAUUCUGAACUCUUAUAAAAUCAACCACAAACUGCUUUUAACUGGAACUCCACUUCAGAACAACUUGGAGGAACUUUUCCAUUUGUUGAACUUCAUGAGUGCACAACGAUUCAAUGACUUGCAAGGGUUCUUGAAUGAGUUUGCAGACUUAACCAAAGAAGAACAAGUUAAGAAACUCCACGAUCUCCUUGGCCCGCACCUUCUGAGGAGACUCAAAGCUGAUGUGUUAAAGAACAUCCCAGCCAAGAGCGAGUUUAUUUUGAGAGUCGAGUUGUCGCCAAUGCAAAAGAAAUAUUAUAAAUACAUCUUGACUCGUAACUUUGAAGCCCUAAAUGCCAAAGGUGGAGGCCACCAGGUGUCACUGUUGAAUGUCAUGAUGGACUUGAAGAAAUGUUGCAAUCAUCCGUACUUGUUUCCUGCAGCUGCCCUU
This is a messenger RNA of Limulus polyphemus (Atlantic horseshoe crab), 2196 nucleotides long. RefSeq names its product chromodomain-helicase-DNA-binding protein 4-like. Lineage: Eukaryota; Metazoa; Arthropoda; Merostomata; Xiphosura; Limulidae. The annotation marks the transcript as partial. Gene Ontology annotation, biological process: negative regulation of transcription by RNA polymerase II; chromatin remodeling. The transcript has 14 exons. Gene Ontology annotation, molecular function: DNA binding; ATP binding; chromatin binding. Gene Ontology annotation, cellular component: nucleus; chromatin. The record is from RefSeq and is a predicted model, not a curated record.